Molecule: messenger RNA, 2421 nt
Organism: Pelodiscus sinensis (Chinese soft-shelled turtle)
Lineage: Eukaryota; Metazoa; Chordata; Testudines; Trionychidae
Gene: SLC37A1
Product: solute carrier family 37 member 1
Biological process (GO): glucose-6-phosphate transport; phosphate ion transmembrane transport
Cellular component (GO): endoplasmic reticulum membrane
Molecular function (GO): glucose 6-phosphate:phosphate antiporter activity
Source: RefSeq, a predicted model, not a curated record
CAAGGAGCACAAUCUUCCUGCAAUUAUGUGUUAAACAAAGCGGAGGAAAGUUGUUGGGUGUUUUUCCGUAUGGAUUUUUCUCUGUGGGGCAUUUCCUUUUGGAUUGUGGAUUAUAAAAUCUAAAAUUUGUGCCAAUUCGUGACCUGAGAGUUUUGCCUUUUUAACCGGAAAGUAUGUGUGACAAAUGAAACCGAGCUGCGAUGUACAUUAGGGAAUUAAAUGUCUAACACUUUGCAGCGCCUUGCAUGCGUGGGUUUCUCUAGGCAGAAGCGCUGCUGAACGUACACUGGAUGGGCCAACUGUAAAGGGAGCUGUGUUGUCUUUGUGCACAUUGCGCUGCUUUCGUCUUCCUGCGCUGUAUGUGGAGCUGCUAACUCAGAGGGCGAGGCGGGGGGAGGCGCGCCCGUGCAAACAGGUUCUCCUAGAGCUCACCGAGAGCUGGGACCAGCUGAGCAUGAAUGAAACCAGGGGGAGCCACACCCGGCAGCUCAAGCAGGAAGUAUCCAAGCAGCAAGGAAACACCGGCCAAUGCGCGAGACUGUGCAGCUCAAGAGCCCUCGCUUGAUCUCCUCCGAGCGCGAUUGUCUGAACAGUUGAUCAUUCAAAGUGACUGAAAAUAUCAAAGAGAAGUCCUAAAGGGGAUCUGCUUGGUCUGACAUCUUUCAGAACUGUUCCACAAAAUUCAAUUACACAGCAUUAGGACCAUCCUAGAUAAAAAGCUUGAAUCCGGAACAAUCCUUUUCCAAACAUAGCAUUUUGUCACCUAACCCCCGAUUCUGGCACUGAAGUAAAUGGCUCAACUUCCCCCUGGAGUUCAUUUCAUCGUUUUAUUUACAAGAGAUCAGUGGUGCAGAGCCUUCACUUUUGUUCUGACCUUUUUGCUAUAUACUAGUUUCCACUUGUCAAGAAAACCUAUUAGUAUAGUUAAGGGAGAACUACAUAAGCACUGUGCUCCUCCAAAUGAAAUUGAACUCAACUCCUACAAAGAAUAUGCCAUCCACAGUCAGCUUGAUAAGAAGUUAUUUAAUGAGUCUCAGUGUGGUUGGGAGCCAUUUGACAAGAACAACUACAAGCAAUUACUGGGAGCCCUGGAUUACUCGUUUCUGUGUGCUUAUGCAGUUGGAAUGUAUUUGAGUGGUAUAAUAGGAGAGCGACUGCCUAUCCGGUAUUAUCUAACAGCUGGAAUGCUUGCCAGUGGACUCUUCACUGCAAUGUUUGGGUUGGGCUAUUUCUAUAAUAUACAUAACCUGUGGUUCUACAUGAUAGCACAGAUAGCUAAUGGGUUGGUGCAAACCACUGGCUGGCCCAGUGUUGUUACCUGCAUUGGCAACUGGUUUGGAAAAGGAAGGAGAGGUUUGAUCAUGGGAAUCUGGAAUUCUCACACUUCAGUAGGAAAUAUCUUGGGAUCAUUAAUUGCUGGUUACUGGGUAUCUACCUGCUGGGGUCUGUCUUUUGUGGUGCCUGGUAUUAUCAUUGCUUGCCUGGGGAUCGUUUGUUUUCUGUUUCUUGUUGAACACCCUAAAGAUAUAAGUUGUGCUUGCGAAACAUCCAAUAACUCGAAGCCCUACAUGAAUGGCACAAAUAAAUUCAGAGUCCAGAAGCCAAGCUUAAACUUUAAAGAGACCAACAGACUUCAGGAUCCAGCGAUGCAGUGUUUGCUUCCUGACAGAGAGAACUGCACAGUGCCACUGAACCAGAACAUUGCAGUCAAUGGGGAAAGUGGAACUAGAAUGUCAGCUAUAAGCUUCAUCGGUGCCUUGCGAAUACCUGGAGUCAUAGAAUUCUCUCUCUGUUUAUUGUUUGCUAAACUGGUCAGUUACACUUUCCUUUUCUGGCUUCCACUCUAUAUCACAAAUGUAGAGCAUCUUGAUGCAAAGAGGGCUGGGGAUCUUUCCACACUGUUUGAUGUGGGUGGAAUCUUUGGUGGCAUUCUGGCAGGCAUAAUAUCAGAUAGAUUGGAAAAAAGGGCUUCAACUUGUGGAAUGAUGUUACUGCUGGCAGCACCUACCUUAUAUAUGUUCUCUGCAAUCAGUAAAAUGGGCCUAGAAGCCACCAUAGUUAUGCUGCUUAUCAGUGGAGCCCUGGUGAAUGGCCCAUAUGCGCUGAUCACCACUGCGGUCUCAGCUGACUUGGGUACCCAUAAAAGUCUGAAAGGAAAUGCAAGGGCCCUGUCCACCGUUACGGCGAUCAUCGACGGAACAGGUUCCGUAGGUGCUGCUCUAGGGCCUCUGUUGGCUGGUCUCAUCUCUCCCUCUGGUUGGAACAAUGUAUUUUACAUGCUGAUGGUGGCAGAUGCAUGUGCCUUACUAUUCUUACUCCGUCUCAUACGAAAAGAACUUCAGUGUAAGAUGGACCAUACCUUGUUUAAAGAACACUGAAUUAUGAAACGUCAGACAUGGAUUUAAGAGCUUCAUGUGUGAU